AUGGCACUAAGCGAUGCAGAUGUUCAGAAACAGAUCAAGCACAUGAUGGCCUUCAUCGAGCAGGAGGCCAACGAGAAGGCGGAAGAAAUCGAUGCAAAAGCUGAGGAAGAGUUUAACAUCGAGAAGGGCCGUCUAGUGCAGCAGCAGCGCCUCAAGAUCAUGGAAUACUACGAAAAGAAGGAAAAGCAGGUCGAGCUGCAAAAGAAGAUCCAGUCAUCAAACAUGCUGAACCAGGCUCGUUUGAAGGUGCUGAAGGUACGCGAAGACCAUGUAUCCAGCGUGCUCGACGAGUGCCGUCGUCGUCUCGGCGAAGUUACAAAGGAUUCCACUCGCUACGGCGAAAUCCUGACUGCCCUCAUCACCCAGGGAUUGCUCCAGCUGAUGGAAGCCAGUGUUCUUAUUCGUGGCCGUCAAGCGGACGCACAAAUCAUCCAGAACGUGCUACCGGCGGCCGUAGAAUUGUACAAGUCCAAGUGCGGUCGUGACGUGGUAGUCACAUUGGACACGGAGUCCUUCCUCCCGGCCGAUACGACUGGUGGAGUCGAUCUGUUGGCACAGGUGGGACGUAUCAAGGUGUCCAACACGCUUGAGUCGCGACUGGAGCUGAUUGCUCAGCAGUUGGUGCCGGAGAUCCGUAAUGCGCUGUUCGGUCGCAACAUGAACCGCAAAUUCAACGAUUAAGAAGAGCAAUCCUGGUUGAUGUGCUGCUCGCGAGUAGCAGUAAUGAUGCCUCCAUCACUUCAACAGCACCAUCCGCAGGUGAUGGAACGGUAUACAUACAUCCAGUAAUGCACGUAAAAACCACCAUCCAUUCUUACAUAGAUAUCCUUGUUUCCGCAUGCAAAUAGCAGGUUCUAUAACAAUUACCUAUACUACCUAUCGGUCAGCAAUUGUAGAA
Molecule: messenger RNA, 898 nt
Organism: Anopheles marshallii
Lineage: Eukaryota; Metazoa; Arthropoda; Insecta; Diptera; Culicidae
Gene: Vha26
Product: V-type proton ATPase subunit E
Exons: 4
Coding region: 1-681 (226 amino acids)
Biological process (GO): proton transmembrane transport
Cellular component (GO): proton-transporting two-sector ATPase complex, catalytic domain
Molecular function (GO): proton-transporting ATPase activity, rotational mechanism
Source: RefSeq, a predicted model, not a curated record